CCCGUGCCCCGUGGUGUCCUGAGAGCCCCGAGCCCCUCGCGGGUGGGCAGGGAGGCCCACUCCUCUCCCUGCUGCUAGUUUCCAGAAGGAUGAGAGAGCCAGAGGCUCGCUGCGCGCUCAGGAAGAUGGCUGCCUUUUACCAAUGCGUCAGGCCUGACCCCAGUGAGCUGGACAUGAUUUCCACAAGGGUGAUGGACAUCAAGCUUCGGGAGACUGCUGAAGGCCUUGGAGAGGAUGGCGCAGGAAAGAAGAAAUCCAAAUUCAAAACGUUUAAGAAGUUGUUUGGGAAGAAGAAGAGAAAGGAGUCGCCCUCGUCCACGGGAAGCAGCGUCUGGAAGCAGAGUCAGGCCAAGAGCGAGGUCAUUGCAGUCGAGUCGGGGCCGGUGGGCUAUGACUCUGAAGAUGAGCUGGAGGAGUCCAGGAGCACCUUGGGCAAUCGUGCCCUCUCACACGACAGUAUUUUCUUUCCUGAAUCGGGACAGGACCCUGCUCGGCCUGUGCGGGUGUUUUCCCAAGAAAAUGUGUGUGACCGGAUCAAGGCCCUGCAGUUGAAGAUACAAUGCAAUGUGAAAAUGGGCCCGCCGCCUCCGGGAGGCAUUCCUACCAGGAGGGCGGAGGAAACCGGUAUGAGCUCUGAGGAUGACGGCCUUCCCCGGAGCCCCCCAGAGAUGUCCCUGCUGCAUGACGCGGGGCCAGCCAUGACUAUAAAGAUCUUGGUGUCCUCGUCGCGGCCACAGUCUCCUGACCACGUGAGCGAUGUCACUGUCUCCUCUGGGACUUUGGAUGGCAGCCUGGCACCUGUGGCUGACUUCAACCGCCCUCCGGAAUUCUCCUCCUGCCUGGACAAUUCUGCAGCGAAACACAAGCUCCUGGUUAAGCCCCGCAACCAGCGGUCCAGUAAAAUGAGGCGCCUGUCUUCGAGGGCACAGUCUGAGUCCCUGAGUGAUCUGUCUUGGACCCUGGAGGAGGACGAAUACGAAGGGAAACGGUUAUUCCAGUUCAGCAUAGACGAGAACCCCUGUGCUGAGCAGCGGGAUUUGAUGCUGGGCAGAAGGCCUGAGCUUGGGGGACCUGCAGCCUUGCUGCUACCCGGAGGGGCCUGUGCCAGGCGUGCACGCCUACAGCACAGCGCGGCCGUCAGUGCCAGCAUGGAAGAGGAAGGCUGUCCUGGAGAUGAACCCUCAAGCCACCCGGCAAUGCCAGAGGUCGCUGAGCCAAUGGCAGCCUCAGAGAUGGACACCCCAACUUUGCCAGAAGGUUCUCCGCCCCGUAUUCCCCAUGGUGAAAUCCAGAAGGAAGAGCUGUCCUCUGGAGGCCCGUGUCCCCUAGUGGAGGGGACACCUGAGGAGGUUGUGUGUGGUUCUGGGGAUGUGGGAACUGCACUAUCCGAAGUUCCUGAGGGAGGCAUGGCACCUUCCAAGGAGGGCUCCAUGCUUCAUGAGGGAGACCCACUUCAUGACAGGGAGACUGUACCUUCCAAAGACGGCAUAACGCCUCCAGAAGGAGAUACACUUCUCAAGGAGGCCAUGGCACCUCCCGAGAGAGACCUGGCACCUCCCAAGGGAGGCAUUGAGCCUCCCAAGAGUACCGUGGCACCUCCAGAGAGAGACCUGGCACCUUCCAAGGGACCUCCCAAGGGUAUCACCACACCUCCAGAGAGAGACAUAGCACCUCCAGAGGUAGACAUGGAAUCUCCAGAGAGAGACCUGGCACCUUCCAAGGGAGACAUUGCGCCUCCCAAGAGUACCACGGCACCUCCAGAGAGAGACAUAGCACCUCCAGAGGUAGACAUGGAACCUCCAGAGAGAGACCUGGCACCUUCCAAGGGACCUCCCAAGGGUAUCACCACACCUCCAGAGAGAGACAUGGCACCUCCAGAGGUAGACAUGGAACCUCCAGAGAAAGGCAUGUCACCUUCCAAGGGAGACAAAGCGCCCACUAAAGGGAUCAUGGAACCUCCCAAUAGGGACACAAUAUUUCCAAAGGGAGAGGCUGUCACUGACAGCAACUUGGGGACACCUUCAGAUACAGAGAGACAGGACCAAAGUGUCCAGAAGGAGGAGGAGCUAACCCUGGUGGUACCCAGGCCUGAGGGAGCAGGGACAGAGUCCUCUACAGCUCCUUCCCCGAGCCCUCCAAUACCCAAGAGCUGCCUGAAGCACAAGACCUUGGCCUCGGGUGGGUCCCCAGGCGAGCCUCCUCUGAAAGAGCCCAGCCCCGGAGUCCAGGUCAGAACCGUUGUGCCCCCCGCCCGUGCCAGGCCUGAACAGGCUGUGACAUCAGGGGCUGCUGAGAAGCCAGCCCUGGGGAGGAAGGGCGAGCGGAGUACUGAGCCUCAGCGCGGCGUUAAGAGGUUCUCCGUGACCUCGAGCAGAGCGCGUGCCCGCGCCAGCAGCUCUCGCCUUCUGGAACAAGCCGGGCCUGUGCCUGCAGGGGGACGAGCACCCUUGCUACGCAGUGGCCUUGCCUGGAAGAGUGAGGCAGCCCUUGAUGACCUCCAGGUGCUGCCAGCGCCCCAAGGCAGGAAGGCGGUGGGUGGCGACCCUCAAGACUCAGGGGACACGGGGGCUGGCCAGGCAGGACCGGGCAGGAGCCCCCAGGAUGCUGAUCCCUGUCCCCCUGCGGGGGACCAGAGCCCCUUCCCGGUCAAGCUGCGGUCCACCUCGCUGUCGCUCAAAUACAGAGACGGCCCUGCCCAGGAGGCCAAAGCCAUGAAGAGGUACAGCGCAGAGGUCAGGUUGGAGCGAGGAGGCCUGGCUGUACUCCCCAAGGAUGAACAGAGCCAUGCCGGGGCUGCCCCCGCACUGCGAAGUUCCAGGUCCCCCAAUGGGCAAGGGAAAGGGAAGUCCAGGUCUCCCGAGCAGCCUAGUACCAAGCCACCGCUGCCCAGGAAGCCUCUGCUGCAGAGCCUCACCCUGCCCUACCCACCCGCAGGCCUGGAGGCCAGCCCCGGGGAGUCUGAGAGACUUAUACCGGUCAUCCUGCCUCCCGAGCCCAGGAAGGAGAAGUCGCCCCACCAGGGAGCUGAAAAGGGUCAGCCUCCCGCAGCUACAGGUCCUGGGACUGAUGGGCAGCCCACCCCACCCUGGAUCACCAUGAACCGGCAGAAGCGAAGAGCCCCAGACCUACCUGUCAGCCAGGAAGACAAGCCUGGGCCUCGGAUCCUGAAGGCAGAAGCCAGAAAGCCAACCCAGGUGCUGAGAGGAAACCCUGACUCUGCAAAGCAGGGUGACUUCGUCCGGAGCAAAUCUUUCCUGAUGACCCCUGCGAAGCCCGCUGUGACCCAGAGGCAGGGGUCAAAGCUGAGCCCCAAGGAGGGUCUACAGAGAGGGAUCUCACUGUCCCAUCAGAACUUGGCAGCUCAGGCUGCAGCCAUGACAGAGAAGGAGUUGCAUCAGCUGAAGAGAGCCAGCUAUGCAAGUACAGAUCAGCCAUCCUGGAUGGAACUCGCCAGAAAGAAAUCCCAAGCUUGGAGCGACAUGCCCCAAAUCAUAAAAUAGAUUGGCAGCUUGCCGAUGUCCACUGCAUUGAUGGGCUGCUUAGUUUUAAACUGCCAAUAAAUCAUGGCAAACAGACUGUGAAACUUAAGAUUGAUUUUUGUCAACGAAUUAUGAUGUGCUCGGGGAAGAGAGGAACCAGGAGACCAGACAGCCUCAGUCCUGGGCCAGAGGGCAGCAAGAGGAACCCUGUAAAAGCUCCUCCCUGUGCUGAGGUAUCCAUGUGACCCUUCAGAGUCCCCAGUCCAGCAAAUAGAAAUGAAGAGUGCACUUUAAGGACAGAACCAGAACUCCUUUUGAGUCCCAGGUCCUGCUUUGUCACUUGUCAUCAGCCAGUGCCUCUGGCCACUGUCUUGCUGUGGACCAUCGUCAUCUUUUGUGUUUACUAAUAGGCAUGACGUUCAUGGUAAAGCAGGGAUGCCAUUUACAAGAGCAGCUACAUAACAAUCCAGUUUCCUGAAGAUGUCCACCCUCGAGAAGGGGAGGACCGGAUGUGGCAGGGUUUGUCAAUUCAUAGACUGUUUCCAAAAAUAAUUUUUAAACUUUUCCACUAGGCAUCUGUGUCCUGAACCAUUGCACAAUGCAUCGCCUGUUUAAUAAAAGGUUUCAAACAUG
This is a messenger RNA of Phodopus roborovskii (desert hamster), 4112 nucleotides long. RefSeq names its product CRACD like (gene Cracdl). NCBI's taxonomy places the organism in Eukaryota, Metazoa, Chordata, Mammalia, Rodentia, Cricetidae. The coding region runs from base 90 to 3500 and encodes 1136 amino acids. The transcript has 10 exons. The record is from RefSeq and is a predicted model, not a curated record.